Messenger RNA from Xiphophorus hellerii (green swordtail), 2030 nucleotides. RefSeq names its product NK2 homeobox 4b (gene nkx2.4b). The transcript is spliced from 5 exons. Gene Ontology annotation, biological process: cell differentiation; regulation of transcription by RNA polymerase II. The coding region runs from base 1 to 1638 and encodes 545 amino acids. Lineage: Eukaryota; Metazoa; Chordata; Actinopteri; Cyprinodontiformes; Poeciliidae. Gene Ontology annotation, cellular component: nucleus. Gene Ontology annotation, molecular function: DNA-binding transcription factor activity, RNA polymerase II-specific; RNA polymerase II cis-regulatory region sequence-specific DNA binding. The record is from RefSeq and is a predicted model, not a curated record.
AUGAUCCAGAAAGAGCUACUGUUCGGUUCCGACCCAGAUGAGCCUGACGGUUCUGGUGACGGAAACGGAGAAGUUCGGGUCCAGAAACCAGGAGUCUUCCUGCUGCAGGUCCAAUUCGGAACCAGAACCGGUCUGCUUCAACUCGAGCUGCGGUGUCACCUGAGCUCUUCCAGAACCGGUCCAAUCGGAACCGAAACCUCGCUGAGGAAGGGCGGGAAGCGGCAGGAUCCAGAACCUUCCCGCCCUGGCAGCCGGUCCAGUUGUUCCGAUCCGGUUCUGGUUCCGGACUAUUUGGGUUUUCCCGCUCCCAGUCUUUCUGGUUCCCGCGGGUCAAAGCUAGCCACUAGCAGCAGCGCCCCCUGGUGGCAGCAGAGUGGGGUAACCUGUCGGAACCACCUGCAGUCCGGUACUGAGGGUUCUGUUGGGAACUUCUGGACCAAUCAGAACCUGGUUACUACCGGGUGGAAACGUCACGUGGUUUUCCACAUGAAUGCUCCUCGUGCACGCGCUUCUUCACGCGCCCCGCAUCGCAGGAACCUGAACAGAACCGAACCGAACCUCUCCGUCACUCCGCCCCCACCGGGACGGGGCCCGCGGCCCCCGCGCCUCAGAGAGACGGAGGAGGACGAGCAUCCAGCACAGAGCCGAACCGAACCGAACCGGACCGGACCGCGCAGCUUGUCCAUGAGCCCAAAGCUGUCCACGCCGUUCUCAGUCACAGACAUCCUGAACCCGAUGGAGGAGGCGUACCGCCGGUUCGGAGGGAUGGAGCCCGGCCCGCUGGGGGCCUACCGGCAGGCUGGGACCCAGAUCCAGAACCAGAACCACCUGUACCACCACCACCAUCAUCAUCACCUGUCCGCUCCCUCCUCUUCCUCAGCUCUGGGCCCCGGGCCCGCCUACCACGCUUCCCCCGGGGUGCCGCAGUUCUCCGGGGCCGCGGCGGGCUUCGGCGGCGGGGAGCUGCUCCCGGAGCCGGGGCGGGGCGGAGGGCCCGCCGCCUGGUACGGCGGCCCGGAGCCCCGCUACCAGAGCAUCUCCAGGCUGAUGGGCGCCCCGGGCGCGGUGAGCCUCCCCGGGAUGGAUCCCGGCUCCAAGCCGGUGCUGUCGCUCCACGCCGCGCCGCGCCGCAAGCGGCGGGUCCUUUUCUCCCAGGCGCAGGUGUUCGAGCUGGAGCGGCGCUUCAAGCAGCAGAAGUACCUGUCCGCCCCGGAGCGGGAACACCUGGCCGGCCUCAUCCACCUCAGCCCGAACCAGGUCAAGAUCUGGUUCCAGAAUCACCGCUACAAGCUGAAGCGGCAGGCCAAAGACAAGGCCGCCCAGCAGCAGCAGCAGGAGGCCGGCGGCCAGAGCGCGGCCUCCCGCCGCUCCUCCGCCAGGUCCCCGCUCCUCUCCAAGGCAGAUCGGAGCUGCCGGGGCGAACCGAGCCACACCGGGACCCGCCAGGCCGGCUCUGCUGACGCGGUAGCCAACGAGAACCAGAACCAGCGGUCCUCCCCGGAGCAGUUGGAGGAUCUGUGCCCCAGCCCGCCGCUCGGCCUGCAGCCGCCCAUCAACCUGACGCAGACGGACGCGGCGCUCAUCGAGUACACCAGCAGCAUGCUCGGGUCCAAUUUACUGUACGGCCGAACCUGGUAGAAACGGAAAACUAGAGAACAUUCCCGACCCAGGACCGCAGGAGGGAAAAUGAUCCAGUUUUUAUUUCCGCGCGUAAAAACUCGGUUCCUUUACGCAGAGACUCGGACAUCCAGCGGGAUGGAGGAAAAAUAAAACCGAACUGGACCAGAACCAGAACCAGAACUUCCUCCUGGAUUAACAGGAAUAUUCCUCAGAAUUCCGGUUCACUGGUAACAAACUGGUUCAGUCUGCUGGGAACGCUGGUAUCAGAACUGAAGCGGAAAUGAAAGUCGGUUCCGUUCAGGCAUGACUGUUUCCGUUUUAAAAAUGGAAUAUUUCAUGUAAAAAACUGGAUUUUUAUUGUAUUUAAAAUUAUUUCUUUUGUCUCAAUGAACUGAAUCUAAAUAAAAUGA